Adineta steineri is the source of this 1443-nucleotide messenger RNA. The record is from the annotation of a GenBank genome assembly. NCBI's taxonomy places the organism in Eukaryota, Metazoa, Rotifera, Eurotatoria, Adinetida, Adinetidae.
AUGACAUCAUUGCCCGAAACUACUCUUGAUGAUGUUCGUAUCGACUUGAAUUUGAAUAAUCCGAAUAAUACACAAACAGUAAGGUACAUAAAUCCAUCAUCACAAUCAAGACUUCAAAAUGGUAAUGGGCAUCAAGCUUCUAAAUCAUCUAGUGGGCGCUGUUCGAAACCUUGCCUAAUUGGGCUUGGUAUUGGUUUGGCAAUUGGUGUGUUACUCGUGAUUGCUAUUGCAGUUCCAGUUGGUCUCACCAGAACUUCUUCAUCGGUGAACACUACAAAUUUGCAGUUAGUUCAAAACUGCAUUGGGCAGGAUAUUACUAGACAACCGGUAAUCAUCGAUACUGACGUUGAUGUUGAUGAUUUAUGGGCUAUUCUUUAUUUAAUUAAUGUUCCAACGGUUGAUGUUGUCGCUAUUACAACUGUUGGAGAUGGGUUUAGUGCACCAUUGUAUUCGUCGAGCAAUGUUCUCAGUCUUCUGGGAUUAGUUGGCUGUACAGAUGGUAUUCCAGUCGCUAGUGGAUUUAGUGUAUCAUCAUUAUCAACUGGCUGGACUGUAGCAAACUCAAUUCUUACAGGAAUCGAUAACUAUCUGACGUCAUCCUCUUGUCUCAAUCAGUCGACCGACAUUUUUCUGCAACCAUCACCAUUUGAUGCAGUUGAGUUGAUUAUCUAUACAUUGAAAUAUUCACAGCGACCAGUGGAUAUUUUGGUUCUGGGUCCAUUCACAAAUAUAGCUGCAGCUAUCACUCGAGAUCGCUCAAUUGUACCAAAAAUAGGAACACUUUAUGUAUCUGGUGGCCAGUUCAAAUCAAUAUCUGAUUAUCCAACACUUACACCAAAUCCAAACUUAGGAACCUAUCCGUAUUUGGUAAAACCAUCUGGCACUAGUUCAAAUGUCUUCUUAGAUUUACUUGCUGUACAACGUGUCGAUGAUAGUGGAAUCAAAAAUUAUGUUGCGAUGCCAUCAAGUAUACAACAUUUACUGCCUGCCAAUCUAAGCCAAGUCGACAUGAAAUUAAAAGCGUUAAACAUUACAUUAUCACCAUUCGUAUACAAAUUAAUAACAUCGUUAGCGAACUGUACCAAUCAAGCUGAAUCGGCUAUUUCUUGGUGGGAUAAUAGUGCAGCGCAGUUGAUGGUCCAGAUGCAGAACAAUAACACAAACGGCUUUUGUACAACAUUACAAAACGUUCAAUCGCUGUAUAUCUUAUCGGCUGAUUCGGAUCAAUUAUUUGGACAAGGCUUAAUUGAUUUUCAAAAGACACGACCAAAUACACAAGGAUUAUCAAAUUACACAAUAUGUACCCAAGCUAAUGAGGAUACAUUUCUCACUGAGUUUUUAACAAAAAUCUCCUCCAACAAUCUUUAUUCAUGUGAGACAACAUAUCGAAACCGAUUCGAUAUCAAGUUGCAGUCAUGUCUUGCCACGUAUGGAUACAACUAA